GAAGGGAGGUGCUAGAAGAUAUGCGGAGCAAGAAGUCUGGAGUCAGCUGCAAAAGGUGUGGGGCAGGCUGGUGCCUCUGAACCUCAGCAAUCCCAUCAGCUCUCCUGUGCUGGUCCACUGGCAGGGCUGAGGGUUGCAUGGUAGCUGCUCUCCCUUCCUCAGAAAGAAGCCAUCAUGUCCCAAGGAGGAGCAGCAGCAGCAUGCAAAGCUGCCAAGCCCCAGGACAGAGGAUGGGCAUGGAUGGUCCUCUUUGCUGCAGUGCUGCUGCAGGCACUGACACUGGGCUUCCCUUCCUGCAUUGGUGUCUUCUUCAAGGACCUCCAGCAUGAGUUCCAGGCCAGCAACAGUGAGACAUCGUGGUUCCCAUCCAUCAUGGUGGCUGUGCUGCACGGAGGCGGACCCCUCUGCAGCAUCUUGGUGAAGCAAUUUGGCUGCAGGUUUGCGGUGAUGCUGGGUGGGCUGCUCAGCAGCGUGGGCAUGGUGUCCAGCUCCUUCUGCAAGUCCAUCAGCCAGCUCUACCUAACAGCUGGCUUCAUCACUGGUCUGGGAUCCUGUUUCAGCUUCCAGGCAGGAAUAACUGCGCUGGGCUACUACUUUAUUCGCUGGAGAACUCUGGCCAACGCCAUGGCAUCCACCGGCGUCUCUCUCGGCUUCACCCUGUGGCCGCUGCUGUCUCAGUACUUGCUGGAUGACAUGGGCUGGAGAAACACUUUCCUUAUCUUUGGAGGGAUACUCCUGAACGGCUGUGUUUGUGGAGCCAUCAUGAGACCACUUCAGCUUGCCUCAGACUCGAUAGCGCAGUCCCCCAAGCCUGGAACGCAGCCAGGGGGGAGUGCAGAAGCAGCACAGCUGUCCAACGGAGCGUCUGCUCCCCACCCCGAGCUGCAGCAGCGCAGCAGGGGGGCUGCAUGCUUCCACGCGCUGCAGAAGUACCUGGCUUUUGACAUCUUCUGUCAGAACAAAGGCUAUCAGAUCUACACCGUCGGAAUGGUUUGGACAAUGAUGGGAUUCACGUUGCCCCACAUCUACCUGGUGCCUUACGCCAUCCAGAACGGAGUGGAGGAACAGAGAGCGGCCUUGCUGAUCUCCAUCAUUGGGCUUAUCAACAUCUUCAUACGGCCCUGCACGGGGCUGCUCUCGGGACACAGAAUCUUCACCGGCAGGCGCAUCUACCUCUUCAGCCUGGCCGUGCUCCUCUCCGGGCUCAGCAACUUCAUCUGCGUCAUCUCGGCCGAGUUCAGCGUGCUCAUCACCUACUGCAUCAUCCUCAGCGUCGCCAUGAGCGGCGUCGGGGCGCUCACCUUCCAGGUGCUGAUGGAUGUGGUGGAGAUGGAGAGGUUCUCGAGCGCUCUCGGGCUCUUCACCAUCCUGGAGAGUAUCACUCUCCUCAUCGGCCCCCCUCUCACAGGUCUCCUGGUAGAUAUAACAGGUGAUUUCCACUAUGUCUUCUACACCUCCAGUUUCUUCCAGAUAUCAGCUGCAUUGUUCAUGGGAAUUGGCUUCUGUAUGCUGGGGGAGAAAAACAAAUCGAAAGAGGCUUCAAAAAUACCUUUGGAUGAGUCCUCCAGGUAUCAAUACAGUGAAGUGCCAACUCAACCACAGCCUGAAAGUCAACCCCCUCCAGCAGUGGUGUGCAUCACAAGCAUAUGACAAGAAAGAAAAGCAGAAAACCCAAGAGGAACACAAGCAGUUGUGUGGCCUGCAGAACGCUACCCAAGGCCCAGCACCGAUGGCAGAUGCAGAAACAAGGGUCUGCUUUCCACAUCUGUCAUCAUCCUUCUGCCCUGCACUUGCACCCCGUGGGGCCUUGGCAGACUCCACGUGAGGGAUCCAGACCACAGGCUGAGCCCAGAACCCAGUGCCAGCCAGAGAGCCAAAGGACAAAGAGAACCGGGCUUG
Molecule: messenger RNA, 1899 nt
Organism: Dryobates pubescens (Downy woodpecker)
Lineage: Eukaryota; Metazoa; Chordata; Aves; Piciformes; Picidae
Gene: SLC16A5
Product: solute carrier family 16 member 5
Exons: 4
Coding region: 175-1650 (491 amino acids)
Biological process (GO): monocarboxylic acid transport; transmembrane transport
Molecular function (GO): monocarboxylic acid transmembrane transporter activity
Source: RefSeq, a predicted model, not a curated record